CAUAUUACCGACGAUUUUCUGAAAAUACGUUUUCCAGUUCGCGUCGGAAUACGAAACUUAUGGUAUUUUUAGAAGUAUAAUUUCUCACUCCAGAAGUUUCAAAUAGCAUGGUGAACGGAAAAAAUAGGCCACGCGGCUCUUUUUAGCACUUUUAACGUGUUUUUUAACAUUUAUUAACACUUAUUUUAUACCUUUUUCAUUUCUAAUUAACAUGUUGCGUGUAGAAAUUCAUUUUAGCUUAUGAUAUUUGAUUGAACGUUUUCGGUACACAAGAAGGUGUGGUUUUUGUAACUUUUCCUAACUAGUGAAGUUUACGUAUUGUGAUUCAUAACCAUGCCCCUAUUCAAGAAAAAAGUUGAACGGAAGAAAUCUCUCAGCCGAAAAGAGAUUUCUUUGGCAAGAUUGGAAAAUUUUCGGCAGGAAGUUGUUACUGAUCACCAUACUGCUGCUUUAAGUGAAAUCUGUAGAAGAUUUAACACCGAUAGAGAAAAGGGCUUAACAGUAGAGCAAGCUGCCGCUGUGUUAGCGAAAACUGGUCCUAACAUUCUGACCCCAUCUCAUAAGACUCCAGAAUACAUAAAAUUCAUUAGGACUCUAACACAUGGUUUCUCAUUACUACUAUGGAUAGGAGCCGCACUAUGCUUUACUGCUUGCCUGAUAAGAAAACUUUCUCAAAACGAAACAGACACAGACAACUUAAUUUUAGGAAUCGUACUUGUAGUUGUAGUGGUAGUUACUGGUUGUUUUAUGUAUUCUCAAGAGCACAAAAGUCAAAAGAUUAUGGAAUCAUUUGCAAAUAUGGUCCCACCAAAAGCAACUGUGAUAAGAGGAGGAGAAACGAUGACUGUGGUGUCAAGAGAUUUAGUCGUAGGUGACCUCGUAGACAUGAAAUUUGGAGAUCGAAUACCAGCUGACGUAAGAAUUAUACAAAGUCAAGGAUUUAAAGUGGAUAACUCAGCAUUAACAGGAGAGUCGGAGCCACAACCACGUGGAACAGACUGCAGUAGCGAUAAUCUUUUAGAAACGAAAAAUUUUGCAUUUUUUUCAACAAAUGCAGUUGAAGGAACAGCGAAAGGUAUUGUGGUAGCCACGGGCGAUCAAACAGUAAUGGGACGCAUUGCUGGACUUACUGCUCGUCUUCAACCGAAUAAAACCCCAAUAGCAAGAGAACUAGAACAUUUUAUGAAAAUUAUUUCUGUUUGGGCUUGUUUCCUAGGAGUUGUAUUUGGAAGUGCUGCUCUUGGUAUGAAUUACUCCUGGAUAGAAGCCUCUCUAUUUUUGAUUGGUAUUAUCGUGGCAAAUGUACCAGAGGGUCUUUUGGCAACGGUAACAGUUUGCCUUUCGGUAACAGCAAAACGAAUGGCUGCAAAAAACUGUUUGGUUAAGAAUCUGGAAGCCGUGGAAACCUUGGGUUCUACUUCGAUUAUUUGCUCUGACAAGACGGGUACUCUUACCCAAAACAAAAUGACUGUAUGCCAUUUUUGGUGCAAUAAUAAAAUAAUGUGUGCAGAUAGUACGGCUGAACAAAAUGAUGCUAAAGGAUAUAAUCAAGUGGAAGGCUUUAUGACAUUAAUGAGAUGUGCUACGCUUUGUAAUAGAGCAGAAUUCUUGCAUGGUGAAGAAAAUCAGCCGGUUUUAACAAGAAAAGUCAGAGGGGAUGCAUCGGAGGAAGCAAUUUUAAAAUUUGUUGAAUUGAGUAAAGCUCAUGGCAGUCCCACUGAAUUUAGACAAAAAAAUCCAAAGCUCCUAGAAAUACCCUUUAGUUCAACAACGAAAUACCAGAUCAGUAUUCAUUCUAUGGAAGAUGGUUAUUGUCUUUUAGUAAUGAAGGGUGCUCCAGAACGUAUUUUAGCUAGGUGUUCUACUAUUUGCACCGAAUAUGGCACUAAAGAAAUGACAGAUGAAAUAAGAGAACAGUGUGAUAGAGCUUGUACGGAAUUGGCUGAAAAGGGGGAAAGAGUAUUAGGGUUUGCUGAUUUAGUCCUGGACAGUUCUUAUACCAAAGAUUUUAAAUUUUGUGCAGAGCCAGCAAAUUUUCCGAGAAAAGAUCUCAGAUUUGUUGGGUUUAUGAGUCUUAUUGAUCCACCUAGACCUCAGGUACCUGAUGCCGUUGAUAGAUGUAGAACUGCUGGAAUACGUGUUGUAAUGGUCACAGGGGAUCAUCCUAUUACUGCUAAAGCGAUUGCUCGCGAAGUAGGAAUAAUUUCAUGCGAAGAAGUAAUUGACGCUUUUAAUAUAAAUACUAUUGAAACUCUUCCUCCAAAUUUAAAAAAUAAAGCUAUAGUUAUUCAUGGUUCAGCUCUUCGAGAUAUGAACAAUGAUGAAUUAGACAGAAUUCUAUAUAAUUUUAAGGAGAUUGUAUUCGCCAGAACAUCGCCAACGCAAAAGCUACAUAUUGUUGAAGGAUGCCAACGACUAGGAGAAAUUGUUGCCGUCACUGGAGAUGGAGUUAACGAUGCCCCUGCUCUGAAAAAAGCUGAUAUUGGUAUAGCUAUGGGUAUAUCUGGUUCAGAAGUGUCCCAGCAAUCUGCUGACAUGAUCUUGCUUGACGACAAUUUCGCCUCUAUUAUUACCGGUGUAGAGGAAGGGCGAAGAAUUUUUGAUAAUCUAAAGAAAUCUAUUGCAUAUACCUUGGCUUCCAAUGUCCCUGAAAUAUUGCCAUUUUUGGCUUUUGUACUUCUAAACAUUCCACUUCCCCUAGGUGUUAUGGCAAUUCUGUGUAUAGAUUUGCUUACCGAUAUGUUGCCAGCCAUUAGUCUUGCCUAUGAAAGAGCUGAAAGCGAUAUUAUGUUGCGCCCGCCAAGAAAUCCCAGAAAAGACAAAUUGGUUACCAGGAAAUUAUAUUUUCUAGCUUAUGGUCAUAUUGGUAUGGUAGAGGCUGCCGGUGGGUUCUUUGUCUACUUCGCAAUUAUGGCCGAACAUGGAUUUAUGCCUACAAAAUUGUUCGGACUUCGAUCAGAAUGGGACUCACCCUUUAUCAACGAUUUACUAGAUUCCUAUGGACAAGAAUGGACAUACGAACACAGAAAAGAGUUAGAAUACACUUGUUAUACAGCUUUUAUGAUAUCCGUAGUUGUGACUCAAUGGCUGGAUCUAAUUGUUUGUAAAACCAGGAUCAACUCAAUUUUUAAACAAGGAAUGGGAAAUAUGGUACUUAAUAUUAGUUUAGUAGUGGAAACAGUAGUCGCCUGUAUGCUUUCAUACCUUCCAAGUAUGCAUUACCUGAAGUUUUAUCCUAUAUUAUUUAGAUGGUGGUGUUACUCCAUCCCCUUCGCACUCUUUAUAUUCCUUUUUGACGAGUUUAGGAAGUGGAGAAUACGAAGCAACCCAGAUGGCUGGUAUCGAAAGGAAACUUAUUAUUAAUAUAUUAUUAUAUAGCUUUUUGUCUAAAAUAGUAGAAAUUAAAAUAAAAUGUACUUCUAGAAUA
Anthonomus grandis grandis is the source of this 3427-nucleotide messenger RNA. RefSeq names its product sodium/potassium-transporting ATPase subunit alpha-like. Gene Ontology annotation, biological process: proton transmembrane transport; intracellular sodium ion homeostasis; potassium ion import across plasma membrane. Gene Ontology annotation, cellular component: membrane. NCBI's taxonomy places the organism in Eukaryota, Metazoa, Arthropoda, Insecta, Coleoptera, Curculionidae. The coding region runs from base 334 to 3363 and encodes 1009 amino acids. The transcript is spliced from 17 exons. Gene Ontology annotation, molecular function: ATP binding; P-type sodium:potassium-exchanging transporter activity; ATP hydrolysis activity. The record is from RefSeq and is a predicted model, not a curated record.